UUCUUGAUUCUUUCUGUCCUUUAUCCAUAUUGUUUAAUCCUCUGCUAUCUUGGCAGUAACGUGGUGACAUUGCAGUUCCUCAAUUCUUGAAAUACGGGUCAAACUCUCUUUAAAAUAAGCAGUAAAAUAUUGUAAUUUGCUUCACCCUCGCCGCACUCUUUUGUUGUAUUAGGUGAUAACUGAUAAAUUAUGCCUGUUUGAUGUAAACAGAUUAAUAAACUUCUUUUGGUCUGUAUUAAAAUCCCUUCUACUGCUGCAUUUAAUCUUCCCCUAGUUAUUUGUCAUUAUUUUUCUCAUGUUGAGAGAGAAAUCUUGAUUAAACAGUUGGAUUUAAGGCAAUGUCUACCAAGUUGUGAGAAUAGCUUGUGUUCUUCUGGUCAAAUCUUUAGCCUAGAAAAAGACUUAUCAGAUCAAAAACAUGGGUUUGGUUAAUAAUCCUUCAGACAUGUUCUCUUGUUAUUUCGAACAAGAAAACAAGACCUAGGUUAGAAAUUUUACUUAGUUCGACUUUUCAUAGGGUUUCAAGAUGAAACAAGAUACCAUGACUUUCUAAGAUAUUUUUCUGAAAUCUGUAAAAACCAUAGGGUUUAGAUCUGGAUUCUUAUCAGUUUUGUAGUAGGAAUCCGAAAGAUUUUGUUUUAUGAGAAAUGGGUGAGGAAGAGACUAUUCCUAUUCACAAACAGCAAGAUCAAGAAAAUUAUCAGCCCAAGAAUGGGAUCUACAAUGCUGUUUGCAAACCAGUUCAUUGGUUCAAAAUGCUUGCUUUGGAAUUGCACUGGAGUUUUGUCUUUGGGGUGGUGAUUACUUAUGGAAUUAGCCAAGGACUUGGUGGGGCUCUUUCGCGGGUGGGCACACAGUAUUACAUGAAGGAUGUGCAGAAAGUGCAGCCUUCUGAGGCUCAGGUUUACUCAGGAAUCACUUCAAUUCCUUGGAUAGUGAAACCGUUAUGGGGUCUUCUCACAGAUGUUGUUCCCAUUUUGGGGUAUCGUCGAAGACCUUAUUUCCUUUUCGCUGGUUGUCUCGGGGUAAUCUCCAUGCUCUUCUUAUCAUUGCAUGAGAAGCUGCAUAUAAUACUUGCACUAGUGUCAUUGACGGCAGCAAGCGCGAGUGUUGCCAUUGCAGAUGUGACUGUUGAUGCAUGUGUGGCACAGAACAGUAGUAUCCAUCCAUCUCUUGCAGUUGACAUGCAAAGCUUAUGUGCUCUAAGUGCUUCAAUUGGGUCACUUGUGGGAUUCUCUUUAAGUGGUAUCUUUGUUCACUUAAUUGGUCCACAGGGGGUGUUUGGCUUGUUGGUAAUACCAGCUGGACUUGUGAUGUUAGUUGGUGUUUUGCUCAAGGAAAAUCGGUCAUCCAGCUUUGCAUAUCAGCAGAUAAACCAGAACUUUCUAGAUGCUGGCAAAGCUAUGUGGAAGACCUUGAAAUGCUCGGAUGUGUGGAGACCAUGUUUAUACAUGUACUUGUCCUUCUCGAUGAGUUUAAGUAUCUCUGAAGGGAUGUUCUACUGGGUUACAGAUUCAAAGGCAGGUCCAUCAUUUUCUCAGGAAAUCAUUGGUUAUAUAAUGGCGAUUGGCUCCGUAGGCUCUCUUUUGGGAGCUAUACUAUAUCAAUAUGGAUUGAAGGACUACCCAUUUCGUGAUUUACUCCUCUGGACUCAGAUACUAUUAUGUCUCUCGGGAAUGCUCGAUUUGCUACUUGUUCUACGUGUAAACUUAAAACUUGGGAUACCGGACUUUUUCUUUGUGGUAAUUGAUGCAAGUGUUUCUUCCAUGAUCGGGCGACUCAAAUGGAUGCCACUUCUUGUUCUAAGUUCAAAACUCUGCCCCCCAGGCAUUGAAGGAACCUUUUUUGCUUUGCUCAUGUCAAUUGAUAACGCGGGAGUUCUUACAUCAUCAUGGUUUGGAGGCUUGUUGCUUCACAUUUUGAAGGUUACAAGGACACAGUUCGAUAACUUGUGGAUAGCCAUUUUGAUAAGGAACAUAUUGAGGAUUAGCCCGCUAUGUAUACUAUUUUUGGUGCCAAGAACUGAUCCUAAUUCAUCUGUUCUUCCCAGUGAAGUAUUGGAUUCAAAAGAGGUUACUGAAACUUUGGCACCUGAGAAUAUUGAGCUUGUUUCCCUCGUUAACAAUGUGGAUAGUAGAUAGCAUUACACUACAUCAUCAAAACGAUGAAUGCAAAACGAUACUCCUAUAUCAUUUCAACACGUGAGAAUAUUCAGAAAGGAUUCAGCACUACGGGUUGUUAGAGGUGAAUGGUGAUAUGGGAUGCUUCCCUUUGUACUUGCAUGUAUUCUUUUGUAUGAUUAUAGAUUUCUUGAUCUUAAUAAAAUUCUUUUGCUCACAAUAUAUGGAAGGAAAUUAUGUUGUUUAGGUAUUUAAAAUUUAUAUUUACACUUA
This is a messenger RNA of Olea europaea var. sylvestris, 2393 nucleotides long. RefSeq names its product probable folate-biopterin transporter 2. Lineage: Eukaryota; Viridiplantae; Streptophyta; Magnoliopsida; Lamiales; Oleaceae. The transcript is spliced from 5 exons. The record is from RefSeq and is a predicted model, not a curated record. Gene Ontology annotation, cellular component: membrane. Bases 648 to 2141 code for a protein of 497 amino acids.